Messenger RNA from Salmo salar (Atlantic salmon), 2617 nucleotides. Its product is annotated as mitochondrial glycine transporter B. Gene Ontology annotation, cellular component: mitochondrial inner membrane; mitochondrion. Gene Ontology annotation, molecular function: glycine transmembrane transporter activity. The record is from RefSeq and is a predicted model, not a curated record. Lineage: Eukaryota; Metazoa; Chordata; Actinopteri; Salmoniformes; Salmonidae. Gene Ontology annotation, biological process: glycine import into mitochondrion.
GGCCUUUGCUUGUUAAUCAUUGUUGAAUCAAAUAAUUACAGAUGCCUGUUUCUGUUGAUUACAUCUUUUGUCCACUCUCCAGUUCAAUGCUCUGCCCUAUGCAUUUAUAAAUGUGAGUUUCUAUUCUCAUUGUGCACGUUUUGUAACUAGACUUCGGGUUGUGUUCUCAUUCUAAUUUAAUUGAAAUGGUAUUAGACGUACAAUUUUCGGUAAAUGUUUUGUUGGAUUGGGAAACGCUUCUGACAACUGUCUGGUUCAUGAUUGUUAAGGUUUUGUAUUAGAGCUUCCUAGUCGUUGAUUCUGGUACUUUCAAAUUGGAAACUCAGAGCUCAUGUUUCCUAGUUCCGACUAGCACGAGAACGAGGCAUUAACUCCUAAAUUAUUUCGUGGGAAUCCUGAGAUGCAUAUGGUUCCAAAGAUCACUGUAGGCCUCUGUUUAUCAUGAUUGAAAAUGAUCCAGUGUGAGACCUGUGAUAAAGGUUGCUCAUAUUUGUUAAAAUUAACGUAUGUUUAACUACCUUGAAUGUUUGUCGACAUGUACAUUCGAGGUUGACAUGGGAGUGCAAAUUCAUUCCUGUACUGUCCUGAUUCUGCAACAGUUCCUAUAACCCCGGAUCAUAAUCACUCCUGUCCAGUGCUAAAAUUUAGCUGAAUGAGAGUGCAACCAGUCAUUUAGUGAUGUCUGUGUUACAUUAACAAAAGUCAUUCAUUGUAUUAAUCUGUUUCAAUGUAUAUAAUGUGUGCUGAGUCACUUUGACUCUCUCACAAAAUCAGUCACAUAGAUGUAUGCCGAUUGAGAUGUCUGUCAGUACCCAUUUAAAGUAAUGUCUUGAAAUGACAGAACAUAUUCCAUAAAACAUGUAUAUCAAGAUUUAAGGGUCUGGAGUCUGGACACAUUAUUAAACCCAGUCCUGGACUAAAAAGCACUUUAAAACUUAAUUUGGCCACCUGUGCCUCAAAGUAUUGAGAGCAUGAUGCUUCAGGGCCCUCCUCCACAUAGACACGCAUGUUCACACCACACACACAGAUGUGCACACACAUACUCAUGAGAAACAUGUGCAGCGUGAUCAGGGUGUAUGUAAUGCUAAUGUGCUGGGUGGUGAUCUUUGAUUAGUUAAUAAGUAACUGUGUGUCUUAAAUGGGAACCAUAGUGUGAGUCAGAUGAUUCCUACAUUGGGUCUGUGCUGUGGUGAGCACAGCCCCUCAGUGGAUCAGUCAGAGGCAGUGCAGCUCUCCAGUAUCUGCCGUAAGGGACACACUGUAUCAACAUUGCAAAACACCCGUGCUGAGCGUUUGGAAAAGUUGAAUGGACAGUGGCAGAGUAAGGACUGAGAAAGUGAUAAGAAAAGAGGAUUUUGAUCAUACAAGGACAACAUUAUUGGAUUGGAAUUUCUUCUCAACUUUCAAAAUAACCAUGGAACUGUCUCUGGCUCACCCGGCUCUCAAAGCCUUUAUGUGUGGCUCUCUCAGUGGAACAUGCUCCACCCUGCUCUUCCAGCCUCUGGACCUGGUCAAGACCCGCCUGCAGACCCUUCACAGCAACAUGCAGCCUGGUUCAGCAAGAGUGGGGAUGGUGACUGUGUUCUUAAGUGUUGUACGGACAGAGAAGCUCAUAGGACUUUGGAAGGGGGUCUCACCAUCAUUUGUGCGGACCAUCCCCGGCGUAGGGAUCUACUUCAGCACCUACUACUCUCUGAAGCAGCACUACUUCCUGGAGCAGGGCCCCGGGGCCAUGGAGUCUGUGCUGCUUGGAGCUGGGGCCAGGACUGUGGCAGGGGUCUGCAUGCUGCCUGUCACUGUCAUUAAAACUCGCUUUGAGAGUGGCAGGUAUAACUAUGUGAGCGUGGCAGGGGCUUUGCGCAGUGUGUGUCAAACAGAGGGACCCAGAGCUCUGUUCUCAGGGCUGACCGCCACCCUCCUCAGAGAUGCUCCCUUCUCAGGCCUCUAUGUCAUGUUCUACAGCCAGGGCAAGAACACUCUGCCACAGGAGAUAAGCGCGUCUCCCUACGCGCCCCUGGCUAACUUCAGCUGUGGGAUUCUGGCCGGGGUCCUGGCUUCCCUGGUCACCCAGCCAGCUGACGUGGUCAAAACCCACGUCCAAGUCAGCCCACAUCUGUACAAGAGGACUGCAGACGCUGUGCGAUACAUUUACAAUGAGCACGGGUUUCCUGGGUUCUUCCGGGGUGGGGUGCCACGUUCUCUGAGGAGAACGAUGAUUGCUGCCAUGGCAUGGACGGUGUAUGAACAGCUGAUGGCCCGCAUGGGCCUCAAGUCCUGAGGAGGGAUGACACAAAAGAGGGAUGACAAGAAGAAGGGGUGACAAGUCCUGAAGAGAGAGAAUGAAAUGAGGAACGUGUGUGGACCGAGGAAGAAAGUGAAAGUCAAGUCACCGAGGACAAACCAUUACAGUGAGGAGUGCCCUGGAAGGCACUGCUGUGUUUGUGUCUUAAGACUGCCUAGUUGUGAGAGGGUGCCAAUGGACUUCUUCACUGACAUACAGUAUUCUGCCAUAACAUUAUUAACACAUUGCAAAGAUAUGAUACCUCAAGGACUGGUAUCCAUACUUUGACAGAAAGAUGGGGACUAGUAGUUUUAUUAAAAUGUCUGUAUAUUUGAA